UUGACUGUGCCGCCGCCGUCGUCGCUGCGUUCAAGACUUGUUAUUGUUGCUGGUGAGAUCAUACACCUUUUUUCACUAUAGAUUGUGUGAACACAGUUAUUUGGACCGCACUGGACACACCAAGGGAGUGUGUGACUAUCGAGCAAGUGCUGGGGUCCAUUUGCUGGCUACGUACUCCGCCCAUCGUUUGGAAUUGGAUUUAACGCAUCACUGUCUCCAAAUUUCACAUUUUGGGGCACAAAUCCAACUACCAUUUAUGGGAAUACAACCCGGUGACCUAGCUCGGUGGCCCAAAUUGACAACGCGAGUGUAAUCUGCACCUUAAGGUGCUGCUGGAUAGUGCCCUAGUUACGGUUGGGGAUGCAAGCUUGCAAUAUUAGUGGUUCAGUGAUAUUUCAGGAAGCAAAUUAACCAUUGAGAAUACAUAUGUGCAGUGUGAAUUGCUGAGCUUUGCUUUUUCUACGGAACAACUGCUUAAUAGAGAUAUACGAUUUUCAUUAUUUGUUCGCUUGUCUGUGUUUGCAUCAGCUUUUUCGUUCACGGUAGUCUUUCUUUUCUCACCGUGGAUGAUAUUCUAAUUUUGGUGCUAAGGAGGAAGAUUCUACCACAUUUUCCCGAUGUACAUAGUUAUAAUCACGCCAAAAAGGAAAAGUUUCAAUCAUAGUUCACAUGAAUAUUCAACCGCAGAAUAGUAUAAGUGGAAAUCCAAGUAGGCAGAAAAUGCGCUGAGUGAGUAAAGUUGGCUCUUCAAGGCACAGGAAAAAAGAAGUUUAUAGAAAAAAAAAGGAAAGUGUAGAAUUUUAUUUUUGGAAAUCAUUAGUGUAUAGCGUAUGCAGUGUGUGUCUCAUAUGUGUGUUGUAUCAUCCAACUCGACUUAGUGUGUAUUAAAAAUACCACAGAGCUCGCCAGUAUAGCACGGUGUGGUAUGUGCAUGUCAUACGACUGAAAGUGUGAAGCGCGAGAAAGUCUCGUUACUUUAAGGAAGCGUGAAAAGAGCCAACUCGAAGAAUAGCAGCAGAAGAUUUGUGAAAAUUCGUCAAGAGAUUUUAUGUAAUACGAUAGCUCUGUUACGCACUGUGACGGAAUUCGGAUGUUUCACGGAUAGUAUCAAUAGACGGUCGUGGUGCUUUGUGAUCAAGACAAAAGAGUAAUAAGUAUAUUCAGCAUAUUUGCUUAAAUUUCUCCAUACGAACGACGGCGGCGAAGUUUGCACAACAUUGGAAUCACAACGGCUCUGCUUGUGCAUGGUUCACAAAUCUACCAAGAGCAGACUGUCAUCUUGCACAAAGCAUGUAAAAAUUAAGGAAUUAAUUACGACUGUGAAGGAGUUUGCUUUAAUUACAUUGGAUAAUCGAUCAGAGUGAGAGGCAAAACACCAACGGACCAGCCCGAUUCAUCAUCCUUCCACGCAGCUAUAGACUACAUAGCCAAACCGCACACUCACAAAAAUGGUGAUAGGAGAAGCCACCAACAACGGGGAGGCUGUGCCUCCACCGCAGCAAUUCGCCCCACAGAAGGCAACUAUUGAGAACAUAAUGAGUGGAAUUGAAAAUACCGGUACCGUGAAAAUGAAUAAUCACAGGAAAAAACUGAGACAACGAUUUGAUAUAAUCAAAAAGCUCGGCCAGGGCACGUACGGCAAGGUGCAAUUAGGUAUUAAUAAGGAAACCGGUCAGGAGGUCGCCAUCAAAACCAUCAAAAAGAGCAAAAUCGAAACCGAAGCGGACCUCAUUCGGAUACGAAGGGAGGUGCAAAUUAUGAGCUCCGUGCAGCAUCCCAACAUCAUACACAUCUACGAAGUUUUCGAGAACCGUGAGAAAAUGGUUCUAGUUAUGGAAUUUGCAGCGGGCGGCGAGCUGUACGACUAUCUUUCGGAACGCAAGGUGUUAUCUGAAGAUGAAGCUCGCCGAAUCUUCCGCCAGGUGUCCACCGCCAUCUACUACUGUCACAAGCACAAAAUCUGUCAUCGUGAUCUUAAGUUAGAAAAUAUACUCCUGGACGAGAACGGCCACGCCAAAAUCGCUGACUUCGGCCUAUCCAAUGUAUUUGACGAGCAAAGACUGCUGGCAACGUUUUGCGGGUCUCCGCUUUACGCAUCACCAGAAAUUGUUAAAGGUACACCCUACCUGGGACCAGAAGUGGAUUGCUGGUCCUUGGGUGUUUUGUUGUAUACUCUAGUCUACGGUGCAAUGCCAUUUGAUGGUGCCAAUUUUAAAAGGCUUGUGAAGCAAAUUAGCCAAGGUGAUUACUUCGAACCGAAGAAGCCAUCCCGGGCGUCCCCACUGAUCCGAGAAAUGUUAACGGUAUGUCCGCAACGGAGGGCGAAUAUUGAACAAAUUUGUAACCACUGGUGGGUCAAUGAGGGUUAUGAAGGAUCAUGCUUAGAUCUUGCCGAAGAGCUGGCGAACCAGACUCCAGUGAGAUUGGAUGUGCUACUUUCAUUAGCCCCACCAUCCGUGACCUCUGAUCAAGUGGUAGUCGGAAGUGGUCAGGAUGAAGCGAAACCUAAGGAAAGAAUACAACGAAGCCAUUCGGUUGGUUCAAUCAUCGAUAUGGGUGCUACCGAGGCAGAGCGACGAAUACUGGACAUGGUGGCCGCCGGUGGUGAGGCAGCCCUAAUGCCGUCGCCAACCCGUACUAUUACACCGUCCGAGAGUAGUCCUGCUCAGCCUAAACGUAAACUUGAGCCGACCGUAUCUACGGAGAAUGCCACUGGAGCCGUCAAGAAAAAAGAAAAAGCAGCUGAUAGACUUAAGCUGGACCAAUGUCAACCUGUGAUUCCUGAAGUAAUGGACAUUGAGCAUUCACCUUCUCCUCGGCCCUGCUCAACCCCUGCAAUUGAUAUUGAAAAACCUGACUUGGAGCCUGUUGAACCGGAGGCUACGGAGGACACACCAAAUGCAGCUCAGAAUGUUCUAGAAGAUUUACAAAAUCUAGAAAACAUGUGCGACGAACUGCUUCAACAAACUGCAACUCCACCUGUUUCUAAAGCUCCUACACCCGAAAAAUCAACAUCGGCAACUAACGAAGCUCAACCCGCUACACCACCUACACCAAAGGUCGAAUCGCCUCCUCUGACUGUAUCAGGCGUUAAAGCUAGACUAGAAAAACUUGAAAAGGCUGACAAACAACCCGAAAAGGUUCCAUAUAAGAAAGUAUUUAGUAAAAACAAAACUGUUGAUCUUAGCUCAGCAAUUAAUCACGUGUCGAAGCAAGAUCAAGAAUUUGCACAAGUCAAAUCGGCUUCCAACUUAGAACGCAAGAACAGUCUUCCAGAAGAAAAUCUCACCAAACCCGCCGAGCGGCGAAAAUCCCGUAUUUUAGAAACCGCAGAAAAGUUCCAGAGCAUGAACAAUCAAAACAACGACAAGUUCAAAAAAUUCUCCCUCCCCGGAGUUCCUACGGUCGGAAACUACAAAAAGGAAUUCGAACGAAAAACUUCCAUGAACAAUUCUGCAUCCUCAAGUGCAGCAUUCAGACCUUCUCCUUAUGAAAUGACAAAGAAGAUGGAGUCCGAAUUGCCUUCACCUGACCAGAGCUGUCAGAGUAGCGGAGCUGAUCUAUACUCUCCCUUGUCACCAAGCGACGACAAGAUCAUUGGACGCGAUGGGAGAUUGGAAUUCGAUGAAGUCAAAGAGAGUGAUUCGAAGAGUUCUAUCAGUAGCUUUUCACUUGAGGAAGCUCGGCGAUCGAUGGAGAACUCGAUAGCCCUCCUCAGCAAAGUACGUCCCGAGGCCAAUGCCGUCGAUCAACUUUGUGCCAAGACGGAAAAUGUUUCCAUGUCAGAGGAUAAUGAGAGGGAAAGGAAGCUGAAGAAUGCCCGUGAAAUAAUUAGUAAUGCAAUUCCGAUCGGUCGCCUCCGGAAGCCACCCAUGCCGUUCGGAGCAAAUGGACGAUCUGCUACCGCAGGACUCACCAGCUCUGCUUCCAACAAGCAGUUUCGUUUCGGACCGGACACUACGGAAUCCAAGUUCGAGACCAUGUCAGUGCCUAGAAAAGUGUCAGUUGGCAAUAUAUCCAUACCACCGGUGGAUGAGACUAAAACAUCACAUGCUGAAAUUACGCUCAAAUCUGCAACGCUGCCGAGAAGGAAAAUCGGUAAGGUCGAUGUGCAUGGAGAAACGCAAACGAAGGCCGAAUCGCCCGUAUCGGCACCUCAGUCAUCUUCAAUGCGAUUUUCCACCGAGAUGCAGCAUCAAGUGCCGGACCUUCGCAGUGCACCGAUUCGGGAGCAUCCCAUAUCAUUCACCGUCCAGCAACGUGCCAAUAGCCUUGAGCCACAGGUCAAGGAACAGACAAUCCCCAUUCAGAAGCCACCCACCUACCAGCGGACGUCAUCGAGUGCAUUUGGUACGACCCGAGGCUCGCUGUCUCGCCAAUCUACCAACGAAUCGAACGAUUCGGAUACAACGACAUCGCAGAGUCAAAUGCCAUCAUUGUCGGGCAGUGUGGCGGUCAACAGCAGUGGGACCACCAUGCCUAUUAAGAAAAGCCCACGAGAGUUUAUUAUUCCUAUUGCAGUGGAAGGUGUAGGAUUUGUUACACCACGAGCCAACAGCCUCGAGCCGUCGGAAUCGAGUACAACGAAUACUUCCGCUGGAUUCGGUUCAAAGGCACGCCUCGGACGUCCACGUAAGAUAAGCUCCCUUCUGAGCGAGAAAGAUACCGAGGAAGAAUCGUCGUUCCCGAGACUCAACCGACACACUUCGCUGGGACGUGAAAGCGACUCUGAAGAGCCACGAUUCCACACUAUGCACAGACUAAGGAGUUCGCGUCCAUCGCAACGGGGCACGGUAGAACCAACUGAUUCGGCCAGUUCGGGAGAAGAAGAUGAUGACGAUGGCUUUGAAAUCUUGACCGCAGAGAACCUAUUCUCUACGCUGCUUUCGAGGGUCCGUGCAUUAACUAACCGACUCAACGUCAACGAGCCAAACUCGUCCGGUUUCCCUUCGUCUCGCUUUAUGAGUAAUUUGAGACAAACACAGCCCCAAUUCUGGCAGCAUCAUGAUCCAUUUUCUAGCCGACUGAAUGGAGGUAAUUCCAACGCCUGGCGGCACAGCAUGUCUCGCGAUCUCAGCUCGGACAUUGAUUCCAUGUUCUCGCGCUCGGGCGCGACACUUCCUAGAGUGGGGUUCCGCGUAACGUUAUCGCAUGUACCAAAUACCAGUAGAGGAGCUAAAUACAGAUCACAAAUCAAUAAUAACAACAAUUUUGACGUAGCUCAUAACAAAUCCGAUGGUUUGAGUCGCAAUAACAAUAGCAACAAUAAUAAUCUGUCAUCCGCAAUAUCAUCGUCCUCCUAUAGAAACGGUUGCAGCAGUAGAAGCGAAGCAUAUCAAACUAGUUAUGGAAGCAGUAGCAAUAGUAAUAUGAUUAAUAACAAUAACUGUUCUAACCAAGAUAGCCAAAUUAAUGUGGGUGCCCUGUACGAGAACGGUGAAGAGGUACUAGAUUUGGCCGAUCUGGACCUGUCGCAGUUACGCUUGUCGAAAAAGGAUUUGGAAGCCCUAUCCAGCAUAACUCCAUCACUAUCUCAACGCGUUCAAGAGCAGUUGUUGGCUCAACUACCACCUCAACAAGCCAAAAAGCUGUCCAGGACACUGUCCAUGCAAAAUGGGAAUAGCGUGGCGAGUUCAUAUUCGUCGAUCAACCGUUCGUACAAACGUAGUUCAAGUAGCAGUGGUGGCCAUACUGCAGAGGAUUCCAGAGAUAGUAUCACACCAACCAACGAUAUGUUCGACAGCGAUGCAUAUCUACAAAAACGAUCAUCGAACAAACAAGAUCGGAGCUCACGCAGUUCGAGUAAUUCCCGAGAUAUCGUGUCUCCCCCUCCCCUUCCACCCCCUAAUUUCAACGAUGAUUACGGAACAUCAUCAUCAUCUCGUUUCCCUUAUGCUAACGAGAGUCAUGAACGGUUCCGGACAUACGAGAAGUACACACCCUACGCAACGAACUCCCAGAACGAUUCAGAACACGAACGAAGCAAAUCGCUGGAAUAUGACAAAAAGUUAAGCUGCUAUGAACCGCUGCCACCACGUACCUCCUGUCUCAGCCCUACAAACGAAAGGUACGGUAGGCCACCGAGCGGUUGUAUCUCUCCUCCUCCCAUGUCCUCGUCAUCCGGCUAUUCUAGUCAACGUUCCACUAGACGCAUCUCCAGAUUCUUGCGUCCGGACUUUUUUGAUCCACCAAAAGAGUCCAGCGACCAAGAGAAACAGAAGAGAGAGCUAGAAACGCAGAAUAUUUUAAGAGAGAUACGGGAAAAAAGUCACGAGAGAAGUGUAGACCGUAGCUGCAAAUCCGAAUACGCAGCAGAGAAAGGCUCCGAUCGUUUAAACUAUUUUAUGCAAAAGUAUCACAAAGACUACAGUACAGACGAUAGCAAUCAAUACAGGUAUAAUAAUUACGAAAGAAACGAAAACUUGGAACUAAAGGAAGUUCACGAUCAACGAAACCGAAGAAGUGUAUCUAGGCCGCGAGAGGUUGUUGAUACAAAUGUUGCUACCUUUAAUAAAAUCACGGCAACGAGUUCUUUCGCAGACAAAAUUCUUGAUGAGCUACACAGUUUAGCUGUAUUGCAAAAUAUUACGCAGGAAACAGCCCCUAGCAAAAGUAGGAGCAGGGAAAUCAUCGCGGAAGAAGUUGCCCCUGAAGUAAUCAAGAGAUCAACCCCGGAGCGAAGUUCCACGACCAACUGUGUCGAAUGCAACGGCAGUGCUUCAAAACAGUCGGAGGAAAUUAAUCCAACGAACGUCAGUAGCAAAGUUCCAGAUGAACCACUCACUGAACCGAUUGCCACGAGCAAAGUAGUAAAGGUGAAAAAGGUUAAAGUAAAACCAAAACUGGACGCCGACGGCAAUCCAAUAACGGUAACUGUUAAGAAGAUAAAGAAGGUAGUAAAGUCAAGCGCUGAAGCUACUCCUGCAGUAACUCCCGUAGAAGAUACUCGCGAUGAGGAUAAAAGUCUAACUGAAAAACUUAGAAUUGUGAAGAAAGAAUCAAAACUAGUUAGACCAAAAUCUUACCCUUCUAAAGAUCCGGAGCCUUUGAAAUUGGUAACACCAACUACAUCCGAACAACCCUCAUCAGAUUUCACAACAACCCCAAGAAAUGAAUCAGAUCCAUCGGCUUGCAGCACUCCGUCUAACGUAACAACGACCAUUACACCAGUAGUUAAGAUAGCCAGACCAAAGAGUUUCCCAAGCUCGAAGUUAACACCUCCAAAAGAAAUAAAGCUUCCGAAAAAUGUUACCGACACCCCACCGUUGAAUGCAAUCAUAGAACAGCCAGAGGAAAAGAAGCUACUCAAAGACACUAAAGAUAAGACGCCUCCGAAAACCUCCACCGUCAAUACUUCAACUGCUAGCGAAACCACAACCUCUGCAGCAGUCCCUGGAACAACUAAAAAGGUUCGCAAAGUCAUACGAAUUGUUAAAAAAUCAACCGCAUCAAAAAGCGACUCUACCACCAAAUGCAGCAGUGAGGAGAAAACGAUUAAAGAAUCAGCAACAGUAACGAAACCCGUAAGUGAGGUUAAAGAAAUUAAAGAAAAACGAGUCGAAAUAGUGUCACCUGAACCGAUACAAAAAGUGCCAAAGGAAAAAUCGAAAUCACCGGAGAAGAAAGUCAAACAAGGCUUUCUUGCCAGCAUUGGUCAAAAGUUUGAAAAAUUCCGAGAAUCGAGCAAAAUGACGAAAGAAAAGAAAACGAAUGCAGACGACAAAGCGGCGGAAUCGGCGACUGAACAGCCGACUGUUCGAAAAAAUAACGAUUCAGCAGCGGAAACGCUGAAGAAGGAAAAGAAGAAAAGCCAAAGUGUAACUAAUGCAUCGUCUAUACCAGACGAUGCACCAGUAAGUGAAGAGAAGAAUACGCGAAAAUCAAGAAUAGAUAAAGUGAUUAGGAAUCUACGCGAGAUGUCGGUACCGCGAGCACCGGUGCUUACAGAGUCAAAUCUUAUCAAGCGAGCCGUCAGCGUCGAAGAAAUGCCUGGAACAUUCAACAAAUGCAGCGUUAACAAGGUACUAGGAUUUUUUAAGAAGAUUGAAAAAGAUACAAAAAAUAAUCGAGUUCUCAAUACAAAGUCAUCUAGUCACAUCAGUACGAUGGAUAUUUCCGCAACACUGAAUGCGUUGGAAUCAGUCAUUGUGCAGAGGGAUAGCCGAAUGACGCCAGCAGCGGAGGAACCAGAAAAGGAAAGACCCAAGUCCGGAAGUUUUGUUAGUAAAAUUCGUAAACCGUACAAUGGGGCACGGAGCGAUACUUUGCUCACUAUGACCGAGCAAGAGUGUAAGUCCAAUGGUACGGUGCCGGAAAAGCAUAACGGUGGCUACCAAACGCAUAUUCCUGUUAAGUAUUGUUGUCCGGAUUGUAACAAAGAAGAUGCUAACAACGAUGUAACGAAGAGACAUUCCUCCACUUUGACUGAUGCAAAAAAUCACUCGCAGGACGAGAAAGAACGCACCAGAACCAGUCGUCGAGCGCUGACACUGGACUUUAGCAAGCUCGGCGGAAGUCGCAAUGUUCAGAACAAUAACAACAAUUACAGCUAUCCACCUCCAUUACCCAGUGACAUUGUACCAAACAGCAACCACGUUUCCACUACAAACAACAACAACAACACUAUGAAUAUGAACAUGCUUACACCAUCAUACGACAGCAUAACCAAUUACUCUUCGGGUUCUAGAAGUAGUCCAUACGACGAUUGCAACUCUUCCAGCACAUUCAUGUCUCCAUCAGAGGAACACGAACUGUACUUUGAUAAUUGGUCGAUCUGCUCGGAUGACCACAACAACAUGCUUAGCGCUUCGCCAUCCAUUUCGCGACUGUCGAAGUUAACCUAUGUGAACUCUGUCUCUCCGGUAGAUAACGAUUCCGAAAGUGUAAUCGAACGGAUACGUCGGAAGAGUUUCUACACCCGAUUCAAUGAGAAAAAGCCUAGAAGAGUUAGCUCUAUCGUAGGACCAGGCAGUACGAAGGAGUACUAUCGUGAACAGUCUCUUUCCAAAAGUGGCCCAUCAUCCACUCGGUUGAAAGAGUACGGUAAGUCAUCAUCUUCGUCGGUAGCAAGCGCUUUGACUAGUGUUGAUCGUUCCAAGAACAACUACGAUUACUACCGCUCGCUCACCAGGACGCCGAGUUCUAUCAAGAGCAAGUAUGCGGAUUCUACCGACGGGUAUUCAAAAUCUUCGUUGAACAACAGUGACUACUUUCAUCAUCACCACCACCAUCAUCACUACCAUCUUCCUUUGUCUAACUCGUCACGGAAACUUAAUUUCUCCAGUAAUGACUCUUCUGAUAACCUAAAUUAUAACACUGUCGGUAAAUCCUCAUUAAGAAGUACAUACUACGAAACCUCGUCACCACCGUAUUAUGCUACAUACAACCCAAGACGGCGAUCCUCGUUUACCAGCAAUAGCACUACAGCUAAUCUAACCUCGUCCUCUUCAUCGAUAGCACUAGAUACUGCCAACACAGGAAAUGAAGCGCGGGAUGCUGCACCGAAGAACGCGGCGGCAACGGUGGCUGGAGUACCACCAAGUGGUACCACAACCAAUUCCUCGUCUUCUACAACCCUUUCCGCAUCGGAAGGCUUCUCCAGCCAGGGGAGCGGAUCGCGCAAAUUACGACCGUACGACAACCGGAGCAUUUCGAUGCUGAAUUCCUCCUCCAGCAGAGAGUCACGCUACGGCGGUUAUGACAGUGCGGGGAUCAUCAGAAAUGGUCGUCUCAGAAACUCGUCAAUACCUCGGAACCCCACCAACGUAUGAUCGUCAGAGUACGAUGACUGCGAUAUUUACUACAAUUUCUAGCGAUUGGCCAUUUUCGCCCGAUGAAAAGCAAUUAAUAUAUCUAGGUGUAAACAAAUGUUUUAAUUGAAUUCAUAGGAACUAGCAUUUUAAUGUUAAAUUAGUCAAGUUACUUUCCAACGCCAAAGGUGAAAGCAGAACAAUGAAUGAAACCAUCAAGCUUAUGAGAGAGAGAUGAACAAGACAGAACGGAUUUUGUACAUUUAUUUUAGUUUUAAUUGAACGAGAACGAAAACAUUUUAGAACCCAAAGAAUACUAUUAUGUCUGUACAGAGAAAAACAUUAUUUAGAUCCCAAUUUAUUGAAGAAAACACAAACCGUUAGAAAAAUAAAGUUUUAAUCAUGGUGGAA
This is a messenger RNA of Ochlerotatus camptorhynchus, 10160 nucleotides long. RefSeq names its product Nuak family kinase 1 (gene Nuak1). Gene Ontology annotation, biological process: protein phosphorylation. Gene Ontology annotation, molecular function: ATP binding; protein kinase activity. The record is from RefSeq and is a predicted model, not a curated record. The transcript has 14 exons. The coding region runs from base 1449 to 9770 and encodes 2773 amino acids. Lineage: Eukaryota; Metazoa; Arthropoda; Insecta; Diptera; Culicidae.